This is a messenger RNA of Osmia bicornis bicornis, 391 nucleotides long. RefSeq lists its product as uncharacterized. Bases 125 to 301 code for a protein of 58 amino acids. The transcript is spliced from 2 exons. The record is from RefSeq and is a predicted model, not a curated record. NCBI's taxonomy places the organism in Eukaryota, Metazoa, Arthropoda, Insecta, Hymenoptera, Megachilidae.
UUUAACGAAUAAGUCGUAGAAAGAACCUAUACGUCGAAAGGAGUACAUGUACGUUUGAUAAGUGACAUUUGUUCUAAUUUAAAAUAUUAUAUUAAAAACGUUGAUCAUUAUUGCAUAAAAGACAAUGGCAAGUGGAGAUGGUUCAGAACCAAAAUUAAGUGGAUUUGCAAAAUAUUAUAACAGUGUUACCCCGCAAGGUCGAGCAAACGUUGCUGGUUCCACAAUACUUGCUAUGGCUGCUACAGGUGCAUACUUCUACUUCAAAUCAAAAUCGAAAUCGAAAAAAUCCGCCGAAAAGUAAUUCAAUGACGGAAAGUGAUAGAUACCAUUAUGUAAUAAGAAUUUCUGUGUAAUUUCAUCCUGAUGAGAAAUAAAAGAAUGAUGGACGUUU